AUGUCAGAAGUAUCCACAAUGAAGGUGAUCUUCCUGUUCUCCCUUCUGGUGACGGGUACUUGGAGUACUUGUGUCCUUGAGGGGGAUGGCGUUGUCUGCGAUAUGUGCGGAGACAACGUCAUCAUGGCUUUGGAUCAUGGUUGUCGCGUCAUUUUUAAUGGCAAAUACUUGUUCUUGGACUGCAUCUGUUUGUGGCGGUUGAAGAUGGUGCAGUUGCUGCAACUGGUGACGUGUUUUGGACGUCGAGAGGGAUUGGACCAGAUUGUUGUUCCCUGGGCCUACUGCCUCGACAAUGUCAAGAGCUCAGCUCCACCAACCACAAGUUCAACAAUGACGUCAGUUUUGCUGGUGUCUCAAGUGACAACAAUCACAACAGAGGCUGUGAUUUGUCAUUCUUCAGCUGCCAAGGAUAAGGAGAUCCUUGCAGCUAUGCCUACCGUGGUCCCUGAAGUGACCAUUUGUGUGAAAGAUGGACAACUGGAGGCAAGCAUCAGUGGCGAGACAGCCAUGAAAUUUUUGAUCGUAGGUUGCAGAGGAUAUGGAGUCGUCUCAAUCCUGUUUUUUCUGGCUUGGAUGGCUAGACAGAUCUACUUGAAGAAACAAGAGGGGGAUCAAGGGGUAGCAGAGGCAGAAUUGCCUCCCAUAAAUUUUGAUGAGGUCAAGGAAGAUUGGCAUUCCAUGCAACAAGCUGCGAGAUGGAUGGGCCUCAUAACAGCUGUGCAUCCUACAACAGCCACAGCUUCUGAAGAAGGAGGUGAAGAAAGGGUUACCUCAACUGGGGAUCUUCUGGAGCUCAACACAGGAAACGUGGAAGUAGAAGAUCCUCGGUGCUCAGCAUUCUGGGCAUGA
This is a messenger RNA of Notodromas monacha, 849 nucleotides long. NCBI's taxonomy places the organism in Eukaryota, Metazoa, Arthropoda, Ostracoda, Podocopida, Cyprididae. The record is from the annotation of a GenBank genome assembly.